This is a messenger RNA of Erpetoichthys calabaricus (reedfish), 1002 nucleotides long. RefSeq names its product serine/arginine-rich splicing factor 3. The record is from RefSeq and is a predicted model, not a curated record. Gene Ontology annotation, molecular function: RNA binding. Bases 1 to 495 code for a protein of 164 amino acids. NCBI's taxonomy places the organism in Eukaryota, Metazoa, Chordata, Cladistia, Polypteriformes, Polypteridae. Gene Ontology annotation, cellular component: nuclear speck. The transcript is spliced from 5 exons. Gene Ontology annotation, biological process: mRNA splicing, via spliceosome.
AUGCAUAGAGACUCCUGUCCAUUGGAUUGUAAAGUUUAUGUUGGAAAUCUUGGUAACAAUGGUAACAAAACAGAGUUGGAGCAUUCUUUUGGUUACUAUGGACCUCUGAGGAGUGUGUGGGUAGCCAGAAACCCACCAGGCUUUGCAUUUGUGGAGUUUGAGGACCCAAGGGAUGCAGCAGAUGCUGUCAGAGAACUAGAUGGAAGGACCCUUUGUGGUUGCCGGGUAAGGGUUGAGCUUUCCAAUGGUGCAAAGCGUACUCGCAAUAGGGGACCACCCCCAUCUUGGAGCAGACGUCCCCGUGAUGAUUAUAGGCGCAGAAGCCCACCUCAUCGGCACAGAUCACCACGCAGGAGAAGCUUCAGUCGAAGCCGUAGCAGGUCUCUCUCUAGAGAUAGGAGGAGGGAGAGAUCCUUGUCAAGAGAACGAAAUCAUAAGCCUUCACGUUCUUUCUCUCGAUCUCGCAGUCGUUCCAGGUCUAAUGAGAGGAAGUAGUUAUUGGAGUCACUGUACAAAUCAACACUGUGGAUCGUUCCCAUUUAAGACUUUAUUGUAGCUGUGCCCUUUUUUUUUUUAUUCCGGUUUUAUCUGUUCAUCUUUGAUACAAAGCACAAGCAGUAACUUGGAGCUCUUGAUUGUGUACAGUCCAGGUUGGAGGGAAGUAUUGAGGGUUUUUUCUGGUUUUUCCCCCAUGUUUUUUUUUUUUUUUUUGUAAGUAAAUCUACCAUUUAAACAUUUCUGGUGGUACCAUGUUUACUGAAAAUUGUUAAAUGGGUGUUCACUGGGUUGGGAUUCUGUUAAUACAUUUCUGCAUUGAUGCCUGUCUUGUAAAUAGUUGGGUCAUGUGCUUUGUGGAGCUGUUACUGUUUGUAUGGGCAGACUUAAUUGAUUUUGCAUACCUUGUACCACCUUUCAAAAGACAGUGGUUUAACACUCCAGUGAUUAAUGCUUUUGGUUUUUUGCUGUUUCAUUUGUAAUGUUGGAUUAAAUUUGAUACCUGGA